AUGAAAGCCUUCAGCCUCAGCGCGGUGCUCAUGGCAUCCGCCGCGGUCUCUGCCGUCCCGCAGGGCCCGCAGCAGCAGGUCGUCUUUGGCAAGCCGGAGAAGGGCGUCGGGCACUUCAGCGAGUGGAGCCGUUCCAACAAGAAGGAAUUCCUCAUCGACUGGCAGGCUGGCAAGGAGUCAGAAUGGGUCAUCGUGCAGGGCAACGAGGGCGGCGAUCUGGACAGCAUGGCUGCGGCUCUCACGUGGGCGUACCACUUGGAGCACAAGACGAUGAAUGACUCGGACCCGAUCAAGGCGAUAGCACUCUUGCAGACACCAAGCCACGCGCUGGACCUCCGGCCCGAGAACAAGGUCGCACUGGACAACUCGCAGAUGACCAAGGGUCACCAGGACCUGCUGACGCUGGACGAGCUCCCCGAGGACCCUGAGACGCUUGGCCCGAAGCUCAAGGGGCUUGUCCUGGUCGACCACGCCGAGCCGCUGCGGAAGUGGAGGGGGGCCACCAUCCAGAGCAUCUUCGACCACCACGUCGACCGGGGCGUCGCGCCGGACGCCAAGCCGCGCGUCUUCGAGAAGGUGGCGAGCUGCACGACGCUGGUCGCGAGGCAGAUGCUCGACGAGCUCGAGGCCCUGCCCGAGGAGUACCACAUGCCGCACGAGCUGCUGGAGCUGAUCCUCAGCGCCAUCGCCAUCGACUCGGGCGGCCUGACGAGCGACAUCACCACCGACGACGACGUGACGGUGUCAGAGCGCAUCCUCAAGCGCAGCAACUGGGCUCGCAGGGAUCUCGACGAUGUUAUGGACGACCUCGCCGACGAGCUCAAGGGCGCCAAGAAGGACCUGGACCACCUCGAGCUCCGCGAUCUGCUGCGCCGCGACUGGAAGGGCGACCUGAUCGACACCCCGUCGCCGCGGACGCCGACCGUGAGCCUUGGGUUUGCUGUUGUCCCGUACUCGAUGGACAACCAGAUCACCAAGACGGAUUUCGAGGAGCUGUUUGACUGGUUCGCUGUGCACGCGGCCUGGACCGCAGAGGUCGGCGUCGACAUCAGUGUUGUACUGACCAAGUACAAGGUCAAGGAGCACGGAAAGAAGAGGAAGAUCAGGGAGAUCAUCUUGGUCGUCCGCGACGAUGUGCGGAUCAACCAGACGCAGGCCGACUCGCUGUUCCGGGUGGCCAAGAAUGCGCUGGAGAACGACAAGGGCCUCAAUCUGAAGCCGUGGCACAGGGUGGACGAGCUGGCACCUAGACAGAUGGUCUGGACACACGAGUCCGAUGCUGGAAGGAAAAUCAUUAGGCCGAUCGUCGAGGACGCCGUCACAGGCUGGGAUGAGAUCUGA
Molecule: messenger RNA, 1341 nt
Organism: Diaporthe citri
Lineage: Eukaryota; Fungi; Ascomycota; Sordariomycetes; Diaporthales; Diaporthaceae
Exons: 1
Coding region: 1-1341 (446 amino acids)
Cellular component (GO): cytoplasm
Molecular function (GO): exopolyphosphatase activity
Source: RefSeq, a predicted model, not a curated record